Molecule: messenger RNA, 3895 nt
Organism: Coregonus clupeaformis (lake whitefish)
Lineage: Eukaryota; Metazoa; Chordata; Actinopteri; Salmoniformes; Salmonidae
Product: ATP-dependent zinc metalloprotease YME1L1
Exons: 18
Coding region: 307-2487 (726 amino acids)
Biological process (GO): mitochondrion organization; protein quality control for misfolded or incompletely synthesized proteins
Cellular component (GO): mitochondrial inner membrane
Molecular function (GO): metalloendopeptidase activity; ATP-dependent peptidase activity; ATP hydrolysis activity
Source: RefSeq, a predicted model, not a curated record
CAACUCGUUUGCAAAGCUCACGGUUACAAAUGUUGCCAACAACGUGGCAAACAUAUUAUUUGUAAAAAAGAAAACACAAAUAUUGGAGAAGUAGCUAGAGAAGUGUAGAGAAGAGAAUAAUCGUGUUCCAACCGGAAAUAAUUUAUUCCAGACGUCACGUUGACCUCACUGGAAGAAGCCAUUUUCAUGAAAGUAACAUAGUUGAGUAACGAGAGAAAAACAAAAAGACAGUGCCCAGGAGGAGUUGGUAUAUUCAGUAACAUUGAGGGUUUGUCUUCACAUCCUAACCCUCAAGUUGCUGUAAUAAUGUUUUCCUUCUCGGCGACGUUCCAGCCACAGGUAACGAGUCAGCUCAUUGGCCAGCUCAUCAAUGGCCUCCAUUCCCUGAAGAACUCAGCCAGCUCCACAGCCACAGCUUCUGUCCAGAGCCUGCAGACAUAUGUCACACCAGAGCAGGACCUGUUGCUCACAGAGCCCACUGUGAACCUCUGGGACCUGGGUCUGUCAGACCUGAGGGUUGGUCAGCUGGAUGAGCUGGUGAACAGGUUACUGCCUUCACUGGGCUCAGAGGAGGACCCAGCUGCUUCAAGAUGGAGGACGUCCCACGUCUCUGCAGACUCUUUCUUCCAAAACAAACAUGGGUUCUCAAACGGAAGGUUGGGUGUUUUUGGCUCGCCAAUGUUCCACAGACCAAACCAGAGUCCUCUACAAGCCGUCUGUUCAGAUCUCCGAUCCUGGCCUGUAAGGGUCCAGAACCGAGGCUUCAAGACUCUGAGGAAGAGCAGACGUGUGGAGUCCGGUUACCAGAGGCCGGCGGAACCAGAGGGCUACACCACAACAUUCAUGAAGGGUCUCCUCAUGAGACCAGACAAGGCCCCAGAGGCAGAGAGUCUGGACCACAUGGUAAAGCAGAAGAACCUGCCAGGUGACCAACAAGAUGCCUUCAAGACUGGCUUCACUGAGGGCUUCAUGAGGUCCCAGGCCUUCACUCAGAGGACACACGACUCCCUAAGGAGGACCAGGCUGAUUCUAUUGGUCCUCCUCCUCGUGGGAAUCUAUGGCCUGUCAAGAAGCCCGUUUCUAUCGGGUAAAGGCUCCUUUUCUGAUGCUGUGAGGUUCCGCACCACGUCGGGCCUGGACUCACAAGUGGACCCGGUCCAGGUGAAGAGCGUGACGUUUGAGCACGUCAAGGGGGUGGAGGAGGCCAAGAACGAACUGCAGGAAGUGGUGGAGUUCCUCAGAAACCCCCAGAAGUUCACCGUGCUGGGAGGGAAACUGCCUAAAGGCGUCCUCCUGAUUGGCCCCCCAGGCACAGGAAAGACUCUCCUGGCUCGGGCUGUAGCCGGCGAGGCCGACGUCCCGUUCUUCUACGCGUCGGGAUCCGAGUUUGACGAGAUGUUUGUGGGUGUCGGCGCUAGCCGCAUCAGGAACCUCUUCAAAGACGCAAAAGCCAACGCACCUUGUGUUGUCUUCAUUGAUGAGCUUGACAGCGUGGGGGGAAAGAGGAUUGAGUCUCCCAUGCACCCCUACUCCAGACAGACCAUCAACCAGCUACUGGCAGAGAUGGACGGGUUCAAACCAAACGAAGGGGUCAUCGUUAUUGGCGCUACAAACUUUGCGGAGGCUUUGGAUAAUGCGCUGGUACGUCCGGGGAGGUUUGACAUGCAGGUGACCGUGCCUCGUCCGGACGUGAAAGGACGUACGGAGAUCCUCAACUGGUACCUGCAGAAGAUCAAAGUGGAUCCUAACGUGAACGCCACGAUCAUUGCCAGAGGGACGGUGGGCUUCACCGGGGCGGAGCUGGAGAACCUGGUGAACCAGGCGGCCCUGAAGGCAGCGGUGGACGGCCUGGACCAGGUCACUAUGAAGGAGCUGGAGUUCUCCAAGGACAAGAUCCUCAUGGGUCCUGAGCGCAGGAGUGUGGACAUCGAUCAGAAGAACAAGCAAAUCACAGCCUACCACGAGUCGGGCCACGCUAUUGUGGCGUAUUACACCAAAGACGCCAUGCCCAUCAACAAGGCCACCAUCAUGCCCAGAGGGCCCACUCUUGGCCAUGUGUCCAUGCUCCCAGAGAAUGACCGUUGGAGUGAGACGCGUGCUCAGCUCCUGGCCCAGAUGGACGUCAGCAUGGGCGGCCGUGUGGCCGAGGAACUCAUCUUCGGCGACGAUUACAUCACGACCGGAGCGUCAAGUGACUUUGACGGGGCAACUAGAAUAGCCAAGAUGAUGGUGACCAGGUUCGGAAUGAGUGACAAGCUUGGUGUCAUGACCUAUGCUGAAGUGACCAAACAGAGCCCCGAGACGCAAGCCGCCAUCGAACAGGAAGUCAGGGUCCUGCUUAAGGACUCAUAUGAGCGAGCCAAAAACCUCCUGAAGACCUACAGUGAUGAGCACAAGACGCUGGCAGAGGCUCUGCUGACGUACGAAACUCUGGAUGCCAAAGAGAUCAAGCUGGUCCUAGAGGGCAAAGCCCUGGACCCUAGAUGACUCGCUGGGCAAAGCCCUGGACCCUAGAUGACUCGCUGGGCAAAGCCCUGGACCCUAGAUGACUCGCUGGGCAAAGCCCUGGACCCUAGAUGACUCGCUGGGCAAAGCCCUGGACCCUAGAUGACUCGCUGGGCAAAGCCCUGGACCCUAGAUGACUCGCUGGGCAAAGCCCUGGAAUGGAUUUGACCCCAACCCUGUUACACAUUUAUCUGAAUUAUGUAAAAUAUGAAGACGUGCAAUGGCGUGGCCUUUAGAGGCUUUAUAUAGGUUAUUUUCUCUCUCAAUGAAAAUGAAUAACUUUAUUUGUGUGUUAGCUCAUCCCUCGUGAUAUUGACUCCUCUGUCUGAACCAUUCAUGUUGGGAGCGUCGUCAAGAGACAAACCUAUCGCUAGGUUCUUUUUAACACCCUAAGCUCAAAAAUGCCCUUUCAAUGCCGUGAUUUUGUUGUUGUUGAUAUUGACAUUGCGCCCCCCCAACCCCCCCCCAUUUCAUAUUGGUUUGCAGUCUGAGAUUGUGAGUUUGCCCCCUUGAAAUGUUUGUAUAUACAGUAUCAAUCAAGAAAGUGCUGCAUUAUGGGGCAUUCAUGUGUUCCUGGGAAAGUGGGAAUUCGUAAAUCUGAUAUGGUUGUGUUCAAGUGCUUUUGAAGUCGGACCAAUUCUUCAACCAAUAAAGAUUUUAGCUGGCUUGAUAAGUUAGCUAGCUUGCUAAACAUUGCCAAUAUGGUCAAACUAGCUACUUUAUCCACAUUGAUAAGUUUGUAAUUGUCAAAAAAAUGAAUUUGUUAUCUUUUGGUUGAAAAGGUGAAAGGCCUGUGGUUAAAUGUCGCAACUUCGGUUUGCCACUUGUAAUCAUGACUUGGAGGGUCGUUCAGGUGAAACUUCCCAGUUGGAAAAAGGUUUCGGCAGCAUGUGAACGGCCCAAUCGUCCUGAGCAAAAUAAAGUUCACACCAAUAGGAUCUUUAUCGCACAGUUGUUUUUCUUUAGCAGUUUUGUGCAUGGAAUCCUCUUGUAUUUGGGAUGCUAUCAAAGUUGAGGGAAACAAUUGGUUGCAGAUCUUAUCCAACUAGAUCUAAUAGCCUUUUCACUGAGCAGAAUAUUAGUGAUUAGAAACACCUACCAUAAAAUAUGGGGUUAUCAUUAGAACCAUACAACUUCAAUAUACAUUCUAGAAUCUAAAUACAGAAUGGCUGUAUCAGUGUUCUGUCCCCUAUGUGAUUCAUCAUCGGUGAAUUGUGGACUUUUUUUUUUUCCCCCUCUUGAGUGUAAAGGAAUUCAUCUGCAUUCACUGUAUGUAGUUCAAUAUAAACAUGUUGGGCCCUUGUGUCUGAGCCUAAGAUGUAAAGGUAAUGUGAGGUACUUCGUCUGUUUCUCCUCAUUGGAAGCUCAAAUUAAAGUUGUUCUAAAAUCA